This is a messenger RNA of Hipposideros armiger (great roundleaf bat), 7615 nucleotides long. RefSeq names its product leucine rich repeats and immunoglobulin like domains 2 (gene LRIG2). The record is from RefSeq and is a predicted model, not a curated record. The transcript is spliced from 18 exons. NCBI's taxonomy places the organism in Eukaryota, Metazoa, Chordata, Mammalia, Chiroptera, Hipposideridae. Gene Ontology annotation, molecular function: protein binding. Bases 227 to 3421 code for a protein of 1064 amino acids.
GUGGGGCGGGGCGGAGGAGGGUUUUCUGUAGAGCUUCAGCCGUGUAUCCUCGGGUGCCGUCCCCGCUGUCGCGUAGUGUCCGCUCCUCUCCUGCCUUUAGAGGGCACAGGCCACCGCCGGGGCUUCGGGUGGUCGCGCAGCCGCCCAACGUCUCCGCUGAGCCACCUUUUCUACCUGGCGGCUCUUCUCGGCUGGCUUCUGGUCGGGGGCGGGGGAGGGGGGCGAAAUGGCGCCGGCGCCCCGAGGCGUCCGGGAGGAGCCGCUGCUGGAGUGUGAGUCUGGACCACUUUCCCGGCUCCUUUUCCUCGCCCAGGCCUUUCUUCUCCUGCUGCCGGCCACCGGAGCAGGCCUCUGCCCCGCGCCCUGCUCCUGCCGCAUCCCUCUGCUGGACUGCAGUCGCAGGAAACUACCAGCGCCGAGCUGGAGGGUGCUUUCUAGCCCGCUGCCUCCCGACGUCGCCAGCCUGGACUUGAGUCAUAAUCGGUUGUCUCACUGGAACGUCAGCUUGGAAUCUCAAACAUUACAAGAAGUGAAAAUGAAUUACAAUGAGCUAACAGAAAUCCCAUAUUUUGGAGAACCAACUUCUAAUAUUACUCUGCUGUCAUUAGUCCAUAAUGCAAUCCCAGAAGUAAACGCAGAGGCUUUGCAGUUUUACCCUGCUCUUGAAAACUUAGAUCUCAGCUCAAAUAUAAUAUCAGAAAUCAAGACAUCUUCAUUUCCUCGAAUGCAGCUUAAAUACCUGAAUUUGAGUAAUAAUAGGAUAACCAUCUUGGAGGCCAGUUGCUUCGAUAAUUUAUCGAGUUCCUUACUAGUGGUAAAGUUAAACCGGAACAGAAUCAGCACGAUUCCACCCAAAAUCUUCAAGCUGCCUCACCUCCAGUUCUUGGAACUUAAAAGAAACAGGAUUAAAGUUGUGGAAGGUCUAACAUUCCAAGGGCUUGACUCCUUAAGAUCUUUGAAAAUGCAGCGGAAUGGAAUUAGCAAACUGAAGGAUGGAGCAUUUUUUGGCUUGGAUAACAUGGAAGAAUUAGAACUGGAGCAUAAUAACCUUACAGAAGUGAACAAGGGGUGGUUGUAUGGCUUGCGAAUGCUACAGCAGCUCUAUGUGGGCCAGAACGCUGUUGAAAGAAUCAGCCCUGAUGCCUGGGAGUUCUGCCAAAGACUAUCUGAGCUUGAUUUGUCCUAUAACCAGUUGACCCGCCUGGAUGAAUCUGCCUUUGUGGGUCUGAGCUUACUGGAGAGACUGAAUUUAGGGGACAACAGAGUCACUCACAUUGCUGAUGGUGUGUUUAGGUUUCUUUCCAAUCUUCAAACACUAAAUUUACGAAACAAUGAAAUUUCAUGGGCCAUAGAAGAUGCUAAUGAAGCCUUUGCUGGACUCACAAGUCUCACUAAAUUAAUCUUACAAGGAAAUCAGAUUAAGUCAAUUACAAAGAAAGCAUUCAUUGGUCUUGAAUCCCUUGAGCAUCUAGAUUUGAACAACAAUGCUAUAAUGUCUAUCCAAGAAAAUGCUUUUUCUCAAACUCGCUUGAAAGAAUUCAUCCUGAACACUAACAGUUUGCUCUGUGACUGCCACUUGAAGUGGUUGCUUCAGUGGCUGGUUGAUAAUAACUUCCAGCACUCCGUGAACGUAAGCUGUGCGCACCCUGAAUGGCUGGCAGGGCAAAGCAUCCUGAAUGUGGAUCUGAAAGAUUUUGUCUGUGAUGAUUUUCUCAAGCCACAGAUAAGAAUGCAUCCUGAAACGACAGUUGCCCUAAGAGGCGUGAACGUGACUCUGACAUGCACUGCGGUGAGCAGCAGUGACUCACCCAUGUCUGCUGUGUGGCGCAAAGACAGUGAAAUCUUGUAUGACACCGACAUUGAGAAUUUUGUUCGUUACCAGCAGCAAGCUGGAGAAGCUCUAGAAUAUACUAGUGUCUUACAUCUUUUCAGUGUGAAUUUCACAGAUGAAGGAAAAUACCAGUGCAUCGUUACUAAUCACUUUGGUUCUAAUUAUUCUCAUAAAGCCAAACUGACUGUGAAUGAGAUGCCAUCUUUCCUGAAAACGCCAAUGGAUCUGACUAUUCGUACUGGUGCCAUGGCCAGGCUAGAAUGUGCUGCAGAGGGACACCCUGCACCUCAGAUUUCCUGGCAGAAAGAUGGCGGUACUGACUUUCCUGCGGCUCGAGAAAGACGCAUGCACGUCAUGCCUGAGGAUGACGUCUUCUUCAUUGCAAAUGUGAAAAUAGAAGACAUGGGGAUCUAUAGCUGCAUGGCACAAAACAUAGCAGGCGGCCUUUCAGCAAAUGCCUCCCUCACAGUGUUAGAGACACCCUCAUUUAUCAGACCCCUGGAAGACAAGACGGUCACCCGAGGUGAAACUGCGGUCUUGCAGUGCAUAGCUGGAGGGAGCCCUGCGCCUCGCCUCAACUGGACCAAAGAUGACGGGCCACUGCUUGUGACAGAGCGGCACUUCUUUGCUGCGGCCAACCAGCUUCUCAUCAUCGUCGAUGCCGGGCUGGAAGAUGCUGGGAAAUACACCUGCAUCAUGUCCAACACCCUUGGGACAGAACGGGGUCACAUUUACCUAAAUGUCCUUUCAUCCCCCAAUUGUGACUCUUCCCAGAGUAGUAUUGGCCAUGAGGAUGAUGGCUGGACCACAGUUGGCAUUGUCAUCAUUGUUGUGGUCUGCUGUGUUGUGGGCACCUCAUUGAUUUGGGUCAUUGUUAUUUACCACAUGAGAAGGAAAAAUGAAGACUACAGUAUCACAAACACAGAGGAGCUCAAUCUGCCUGCAGACAUUCCCAGCUACUUGUCUUCCCAAGGAACGCUGUCUGAGCCACAGGAAGGCUACAGCAACUCUGAGGCAGGCAGCCAUCAGCAGCUCAUGCCUCCCGCCAAUGGAUAUUUACACAAAGGCACUGAUGGUGGCACUGGCACCCGGGUCAUCUGCUCAGAUUGUUACGACAAUGCCAACAUCUACUCCAGGACCCGAGAAUACUGUCCCUACACCUAUAUUGCUGAGGAGGACAUUCUAGAUCAGACACUCUCCAGUCUCAUGGUCCAGAUGCCCAAAGAGACAUACUUGGCACAUCCCUCCCAAGAUGCCACUACCCUGGAGAGCCUGGUGUUAGCAGCAGAUAGAGAGGUGUCCGCCUUCCCCACCAACCAUGAGAGGAUAAAUGAGAAGCUGCCCUCCUCACAGAUGAGCAGCGAAACGUUUCAGCGGCCUCUGUGGAACAUAAGCAGAGAACUAGGCCUGCCUCAUCCUCCCUAUUCCCAGCAAGCGGUCCUUGAGUCGCCACCACUCCAUCCAAACGAGGGCCUGGCAGAGAGUGGUCCAGACUGUCCUGCGUCCCCCACGCCCUGUCACAGGUCACCUAACCAUACUUUUGAUUUUAGCAGGACUCGGAACAUUCAAGAUGGUAGUGAGGGCACAUGAAACUCAUUCCAGGAUAAAAUCUGGGCAGAGACCCCAAUUAUUAAUUUUGUAUGUACUACCUCAGAGUUCAGAAGACACCCAGAAUCAGCAUUUGCUUUAGACUUUGUCUGCAAUUACAUCUGACCACACCAGGGUGACCCAGACAUCUGUUUGGGCUUCUGUUUGACAAAGAAGGAGUAACGGCUGGCAGAAAUGGGUACAGCUCGUAAAACAAGUGCCGCAGGGGCAUACACGAAACAUGUGCUCCCUGAUGGUUCCAUGGGAUGUGCCCAGGUGUGCACUGCAUGUGAGGAAGAGUCUCGUUGCUGCUUAAUAUGCUGAUUGUCUCAACCCACAAAAUGACUGUGAAAACAUCACUGUUCUAUUUUGCCUUCCAAAGAGCAAAAACAGCUUCGGAGCCCUCUGGGAAGUGCUUCUGGGAUUCGUCAGUGGCAUUCAGCGUACAGUUGAGGCUGGGGCUUUGAUACUGAAGGCCUUGGACAAGAAUCUCAGGCCUCACCCACUAUCACCGGGUCAAGGGGUUUUGUAUUCUUGUGAAUAUUUUUUUUUUGGGGGGGGUCCCUAUCACCCAGGGAUCUCAUUGUAAAUAUAUGUGCAUUUAUAAAUAAUUUUUGUAUUCAUUGACCAUAUGUGUUGGCUACAAUGUAAAUAUUUUUGAUAUGCCAAAAUUGUAUAUAUCCAGUUAUUAUAUUGACAGCAGCUUCUUAGACCACGGAUUUUUGUAUAGCUUCGUUUAAAGUUUCAAAAAUGUAUUUGUUAAGUAUAUGUAUAGAGGCAGGGUACCUAGCAAUUGUGUACACACAAACACAAUCUUGGUGUAAUUAACCACUUCAUACCUAAAGAUUCAUACAUCUAAUCAUUUGCCAUCUGUUUACAAGUGCCAGGUACUAUUACCUUUCUAUUGGGUCAUCGGGAAAGUCAUGACGCAUUUUUGCAUUGAAAAACGUAGAAAAAUACGUCAUGACUUUCCUGAUGACCCAAUAGCAUAAAAAGGCUAGCAGUCUUGUCAUAGCCAUGUGCACAGAGAUAAGGGACAACUUGUUUGGGGAGUAUCUCCUUUCAACAAAGUACUUAGUUGAGAAAACCAAAGAUUGCUUCUUUUCUGUGUUUGUUUUCUUAUAAUGUCUCUUCUGCCAAUGCGCGGUGUAUUUUAAGAAGGGAAGAGGGCUUUUGGGACUGGAAGAAUGUGCAGAAAUUCUUAUACUAUAAAGCUUUGGAGUGGCCCUUGUUUUGUACAAGUGAUUAUUUAAGCCAAAAAGUUUUCCUGAAUUUCUGGUAGAAAGCUUUAUUUCAACAAAGGACUUAACACUAAUGGAAUGGAAUGAACUAAAGUUCUUUCUUUUUGCUUUCAGAUUUCCUUACAUAGGCUUUCAGACUCUGUCCUCUAAAUCUAUUAAGUACUAAUUAUGAAGAGAUAACUUCAGUCACUUCAAUGACAGAAUCUACUUCUGAGUCAUUGUGCAUUUCAAGGGUUCUAAACUCACAUAAUUUCUCAGCUUUUGCUAGAAAGCCUAGCUGAAUUUCAUACUAGUUUUCAAUCCUAAAUUUUUCUCUGAGAGGCAGCAGCACUACUUUAGUUGUUUUAUACUACUAUGCCUUUUUCCCCCUUUUUAAACUGUCAGCCUCUUUCACUUUGAACUUCUUAACUGUCACUAUUUUCCCGUCCCUUCAAUUUAUGACCCCUCUUCUUCCUUACUAGGUUGUCAUAUAAUUUGCACUGACUUUGACUCAAGAGACUCGAUUUAGUUUCCAGCCCUGCAACUUACUAGUUGUGUCAUCAAGGGCCAGUCCCUUUGCUUCUCAGCCCAAUUUUCUCGUUUAUGAAAUGAGGGCAUUUUACUAGAUGCUCUAAAGCCCUUUCCAGCUGUAACAUUCUAUGAAUCUGUGAGCCCUCCGGGAACCGAGGAGGAUUAUGCUACUCUAAUAAAAAGCUGCUUCCAUGAAAUGUUUGUUAGAGUAGAACACGCGUGAUGCUGCUUACUCUGACUUGAGCCAGAUUUGUUUACUCUUGAGCAGGAGUAAUGGUGUCAGAAAUACUCUUGAGGAGAAGAAAUCCUCUGCUUCGAAACAGUAUCAGUAAACAAAGACUCUUAACUCCGUUGGAAACCACCCUUUGCUCUCUAGACCAGCAGGUCUGAGUGCUAGUGGUACAGAACCCCAGAGUCAGGUGAGAGGCGUGCCAGCUAAUCUGUAGCUAAUGUGUGACUCCCUUACCUUUCUGACGUAUUCAAGGUUAGCCCUGUAACUAUAGUACUCCCACUCACAUUCUGAGAGACUUUCCUGAGUGAAAAAGGUGGAGUUAGAGCUAGACUGGAAGUGAGCACCAGCUGUUACAUGUGAGAGGACAGAACAGGCUGUGAACCAGCAUUCUAGAAAACCUCAAAUACGAGUGCUGCCUCUGCUCUAGCUGUGGUCAUUCUGCCUCUGGUGGCAGAGGCUGGUCUCCUUCCUGCACAGCGAGGUCCUCCAUUAUGGCAACUCCAAUGGUUGAGGUGUCCUCCCAGAUAUUUCUAACUAAACAACUUGCUUAAAAAGCUAGUCAGGAAUUUGUUUGAAUGUGAAGAACCAAUCCUUGGUCUUAAAAAAAAAAAUAAAUUCAAUAAAUUCUAAUCUUCGGAGGAAUCCCUGAAACUUUUCAUUAUUGCAAAUGUUUUUGACCAAGCAGUGAUUUAACUCUCUACUAUAACCAGGAUUAGCGGCUCAUCAGUGUUGCUUUCCAGCAGUAUAUUAAUCAGGGAUGUUGCAAAAAGCACAGCAAGCUGAAAUGCUGAGAAAACUACUCUCUGCCCCCCACCAAAUUACCACUUCCUACCAGGAGGGAUGCGUCAAUUCUGUUCAUUUGUUUCUGCCUCUCUUAGACUGAAUCUUCAAGUCCACCUGGAAGAAGCAGCAUUAUCCUUGAACUCUAGGCCUUACUGGCUUUCUGUCACUCAGCAGCUUCUAAAAUGCUCUCUCAAGUAUACAAGUUACUAUAUAGAAUAGGAACUAACAGAAACCCAGCCCAGUGUGCAGACCUCUCUAUUGCGCCACCUCAGAAUGCUUUAAAAAAAUGCAGUUUUCUUAAGGUGAAUUCCAUGUUUAAAAACAGUUGCCUUUACAUUGCUCAUCGGGAGGCUGUAGAGGGAACAUUAAGAUGUCAAGCAACUUAGACUGUUAUCCAUUUUCCUAAGGAACGGGAGAUAUGAUAAAAGUCUUCAGUUACUUAAAGGAUUGUCAUACAGAAUAAGGAUGAGAUUCACUCCAUAUUCCAGAAGAUGGGGUGCAUAUCAGGGGGGGCAGAAGUUACAGGGAGGGUCAGUAUACACUUGCCGAUAAUGCUGUAUAAGCUAAUACUCUAACCAUUCGGUUUGUCUGACAAUCGGAAACAGCCUUUUGUGGGAAAAGUACAGACACAGAAGCUAAAUAAUAAUCUGUUAAUAGCAUUGAAGAAAUUUCUGCAUUGAGAUGGAACACGGGCAAGAUGACCUUUAGGUCUCUGUUUUAUCAUUGGAAAUCCCAGAAGCAAUUUGAUGUUCUUAAAAAUUUGUCCUUCAGAAUCCUUUAUAUGCAGUAAGUACAGAGCACUCAAGAAUUUUUUUUAAGAAUUUUGGGUUUUGGUUGACAAAAGGAGCCUGUUCUGUGUUUAAUGGCUGCAAACAUGAAACUCUGGGCUUACUCUCCUGAGGAAAUUGAUAACUAGUUAGUAACACAAAUGGAAUUAACCAUAGUAAAAAAAUUUAAAAGCCUAUAAUGUAUUACAACCCUCCCUUUUACUAUUAAUUUUUAUUGGAGUUUCUUCUAAUCAGUGGGAUGCCAUUUUGAAUGGGGUUGGAAUUGUGAUGUUCAAUUUUAUACCAGUUAUUUUACCCAAGUGAGUUAUGGCCUUUUCUAAUUAUUUGAAUAUCCACAAAAUGCCAAGAGGGUAAAUGUGCUGUCAUUGUCAUUUUAUGCUACAUCCUCCAUUUCUUAUUUUGCUUCUUGAAGCAGAUUACCGAGGUAAUGGACCUUAAAGGUUGAGCUAAGAUUUUUUGGCAACCUGCGAGGAAUGUUUCAUUUUUCUGUUACAUGGCCUCUUUCCCAGUUCAGUUGGGCAAAUAUUUUUCCUUCCUGCUUCUUCUAACUUACAACUUUUUUGUUUGGAGUACAAUAAACCAACAUCAGUUAGCCUCAAAAUUCUUUCUAUUUUGGACAACUGCCUGGUUUGUUGCAAAAAAA